UCCUUAUUGUUACAUUUUAGUAACACGUAAGGGUUAAUUAUUACUCAGGUACUGAUGACUGAUGUCGGAAAUGGCUACAGCGGAAGACUUGAAGUUGAUGCAGUUUUGUAGAAGUCUACCUAAAAUAGAGUUGCAUGCACACAUCAACGCCUGUAUCAGCACGAGCACAGUACGGAAGCUAGUUCGCCUAAAGGAAGCCAAGGGAGAACCAUGUCUAGAUGUCAGCAAGUAUUUUGUUACAGAACACAUCACCCUGGAUGAGUUAUUCCAGAAGUUCAAGAUUAUUCAUGCGCUAAACACGAGCGUAGAGUCCAUGUUCUUGACGACAUACGAGACGAUCCGGGAGAUGGCGGCAGACGGCGUGAGAUACGCGGAGCUGCGCAGCACGCCUCGCGCCGACGCCGCGACGGGAAUGACGAAACGCUCGUACGUCGACGCCGUGCUCGCCGCCGUCCGCAAGUGCGAGCAGGAGAACGUGGACAUCGUCGUGAAGCUGCUGCUGUCGAUCGACCGACGUGGAAGCGUCGCGGACGCCGCCGACACCGUCCGCCUCGCGACGCAGUACGCGGCGUCGUCCGGCGGCGUCGUCGUCGGCGUCGACCUCAGCGGCGACCCCGCGGUGAACGACGCGAGGGUCUUCAUUCCUGUGCUGAGGGAGGCGUCUGCUGCCGGCUUGAAGCUGUCGCUGCACUUAGCCGAGGUCGUCAACAACGAGGAGACGUUGGAGCUGCUGAGGUGCGUGCGCGUGGACAGGAUCGGUCACGGGGUUUUCCUGCACCCGGAGGUCGGCGGCUCGCAGGCCAUCGUUGACUGCGUGCGAUCCAACAGAACUCCCAUAGAAUGCUGUCUGAGCAGCAACGAGAAGUGCUACAGUCUGCCGCAUCUGCAGGACCAUCACUUUGUUUACUGGCACAUCGAGAACAAGCAUCCGUGCAUACCCUGCACGGACGGUGGCGCUAUCUUUGAGACGAGCCUGUCGCGCGAGUACUACCUGCUCGCUGAGCACUACGGCCUGACGCGGCGACAGCUCUACGACAUCUCGCUGCGCUCCAUCGACCACGCGUUCACGGACGAGACGACGCGGGAUGCGCUGCGCCGACGCUGGCAGCUAGAGGCGCCCUCGCUCUAGUGCGUCGUCGUCGGUAGAGGGCGCCUCUCGCUCUAGUUCGUCAUCGUCGGUAGAGGGCGCCUCUCGCUCUAGUCCAUCGUCGUCGGUAGAGGGCGCCUCUCGCUCUAGUUCGUCAUCGUCGGUAGAGGGCGCCUCUCGCUGCGCGCUAUCGACCACGCGUUCACGGACGAGACAAGAGGCGGCCUCGCUCUAGUCCUUCUCUCUAGUUCAAUUACCUUCCUC
Priapulus caudatus is the source of this 1351-nucleotide messenger RNA. RefSeq names its product adenosine deaminase-like protein. The coding region runs from base 62 to 1129 and encodes 355 amino acids. The transcript is spliced from 9 exons. The record is from RefSeq and is a predicted model, not a curated record. NCBI's taxonomy places the organism in Eukaryota, Metazoa, Priapulida, Priapulimorpha, Priapulimorphida, Priapulidae. Gene Ontology annotation, biological process: inosine biosynthetic process; adenosine catabolic process. Gene Ontology annotation, molecular function: adenosine deaminase activity.